GUUAAAGAGGAGUACUCUAUGCAGCGGCAGGGUCGCUGUACAUUCUUACAUGUAUGAAAGUGGCUGGUGAGAGAGACGUGCGGCACUGGUCUACCUGAAGGAGGAGAGACAGAUACACUCUUCAGAGACUCUUUCACUGGCCACUGGUUUCAUUUUGCUCUUGCUCUUAUUCUCGCAGCUCUUUUGGGGUCAACGUCGCUCUGAUCUCUCAGCUGAGGAGUUUUAUUCUCUGUUCAGAAGUUAAAGAAGGAUUUUAGCAGUAUUUCCAUCGUUCUUUGAGACUUCCCACCCACUUGGUGCGGACCCCAGGUUGACGUGACCCUCUCCGACUUCCGGAUAUCCCGUGUGCCUCCUCCAAUUCGGCUGCUGCAGAGAUGACCCGGGGCCAAGAGGAUCCAAAGGAACAGCAUCCGCAUGUGUAUGUGGUGGACAGCCAGGCACGCUACCUCCCCACGAUGAUGCCACCCCUUCCCUCCAGGCAGAGCCGGACGGGCCGGAUGAUGCUGUACCUGCUGCUGCUUGUGGCUCUGUGUGGCAUUGCAGUGGAGGGCUACUUCAUCUAUCGUCUGUACGACACCAGGGCGGCGACAGACACCACGACCAUAGAGAAGAGCCAGCAAGACGAGAGAGACGCAACCUCCCGUAAAUACCGGACUGAAGUUAAACCUCCGAAGCCGUCUGCACACCUGACAGCCAGCACACACCUACCCCGGGAAGAUGGACUCAUGAUGUGGACCACCGUCGGGGGAGAUGCCUUCACCUACGAGAUGGACUACACCGAGGGGAAGCUCUUUGUCAAGACGGAGGGCUUCUACUUCAUCUACUCCAAGGUGUUCUUCUCUGAGCCCAGCCCAGCAGCCUUCACCCACACGGUCCUGAGGAUCAGCCCACGCAGCCCCAAUAAAGAAAUGGAGCUGAUGCGCACUUUCCGAUUUCAUGAGAGGGGUGACAGGAGGGGGGGCAUGCUGAACAGCUACCUAGGGGGGGCGUACCUUCUGCAUGAGGGUGAUGCCAUUUUUGUAAAGGUGCAGAAUCAUACAAAGCUAUUGAGGCAGACCUCUGCGGAUAACUUCUUUGGUGCAUACAUGUUGUAGAUGAUUAUGCAGUGUGUGUGUGUGUGUGUGUGUGCCUGUUUGUGUGUCCAUUUGUGUGUGUGUGCCUGUUUGUGUGUCCGUUUGUGUGUGUGUGUGUGUGGGUGUGUGCCUGUUUGUGUGUCCGUGUGUGUG
Molecule: messenger RNA, 1226 nt
Organism: Paramormyrops kingsleyae
Lineage: Eukaryota; Metazoa; Chordata; Actinopteri; Osteoglossiformes; Mormyridae
Product: tumor necrosis factor ligand superfamily member 14-like
Biological process (GO): immune response
Cellular component (GO): membrane
Molecular function (GO): tumor necrosis factor receptor binding
Source: RefSeq, a predicted model, not a curated record